AUGUCCCUCAAAACGCCACGUCUUCCUUCGCUGGGGGGAUGCAUGCGAGACGGUAUAGCUAACAUAACUUGGCCGAUAGGCCCCGGCGCAUCUGUGGUGGCGUACACUCCAGGCCUCGUAGCUUACCAAAGGCAGAAGCCUAAACUGCCUGAGCCUCCAUUCCUCGUGCGCAUGUGGUUUAUUGGUUUCAUUCUGAUCGGCGUCUUCUUUGUGGGAAUCGCGGUGGUGCUUGCGAUUUGCGUCCAGUUCUACUUCAGUGCGUCUGAACAGCGGCGAACGGAGAAGGUGCUGGAUAGGGGGGAGGGGGGUUUUAUUGCCACUGAUAGCACCGAAAACCCAUUCCUCACCACAGGGUCGGUCCUCGAGGAGGAGGAAGAGGAGGAGGAAAUGGAGGAGGGAUAG
Molecule: messenger RNA, 402 nt
Organism: Trypanosoma grayi
Lineage: Eukaryota; Euglenozoa; Kinetoplastea; Trypanosomatida; Trypanosomatidae
Exons: 1
Coding region: 1-402 (133 amino acids)
Source: RefSeq, a predicted model, not a curated record